Messenger RNA from Umbelopsis ramanniana AG, 757 nucleotides. RefSeq lists its product as uncharacterized. The transcript has a single exon. The record is from RefSeq and is a predicted model, not a curated record. NCBI's taxonomy places the organism in Eukaryota, Fungi, Mucoromycota, Umbelopsidomycetes, Umbelopsidales, Umbelopsidaceae. Bases 82 to 609 code for a protein of 175 amino acids.
CGAAUUUUUAUUCGCAGCUACCGGUGCCUCUUAUCUGAGAGAACGAAUCUGGCUUAACGAAUCACAACUGCCAUUCGGUCUAUGGCAGGACGAUAUGCUAAUGAUCCCGACGGACAGUUCUUCAAUGGUCCAACCUCACCGCUAGAUGUUUCAUUUUCACCGUCGCAUAAAAGGCGGACCUCGAUCUUAUCGACCAGCUCCUCAACCACAUUCGAGUGGCCCCUGGAGUCGUUCAAUGCUUUUACACGACGAGCAUCUACAUCCUCCAUGUCUUUGCUUGGCCUAAGCAGCGGUGCUAGCGCCAAUCGCGACGAUACAAACAAGGUUAUGAAUUCUCUGACAGAGAGCAUGCGAGAUUCCCUUGGCGAUGCCUCGGCCAUGUACACCCGUGUAGCGGAAAACUCACAAAAGAAGGUGGUUCAGCUGGUGAAUGAUCGAAGGACAAUGAAAGAACUCAACACGCAAGUUCAAACAAGGCGAGACGAUAUAAAAGAAGCUGCGGAAUUGAUAGAGAAUAUUCAACGCAAUGACACGUUUGGAAAGCUAUUAACCUUGAUCAAUGAAACGCUUCAAACAAUCGACCAUGACAAUAAAAAGUCGGGAGGCUAGAUUAUCUAUUAAUGUCUGAACAAAUGUGAUCUAUCUAUGUACAAAAAUGCUUGACAAGUGGUUUGUCUCCAGUCCAAAGCUUGGAUAUUAAGGCAAUAGGUUAGGUCUAAUAGUGUAGCGUAAAAAAAAAAGGGGGAGGGAACAUAUA